Molecule: messenger RNA, 5472 nt
Organism: Coturnix japonica (Japanese quail)
Lineage: Eukaryota; Metazoa; Chordata; Aves; Galliformes; Phasianidae
Gene: EHD4
Product: EH domain containing 4
Biological process (GO): endosomal transport; endocytosis
Cellular component (GO): cytoplasm; plasma membrane
Molecular function (GO): GTP binding; calcium ion binding; protein binding
Source: RefSeq, a predicted model, not a curated record
UGCUAGGGGCCCCAGCAUCAGCUCCGCAGCAGAGAAAACCUUGUAUUUGCUGGGGGAAGGUUUGUUGGGGCGGCUCUGGUCGGGUCGUGUUGGAGGCUGCAGCCUCCCCCGCCCCGGGCGCUCCCGUCUCUUGGCACCGCCUCCCUACCGGGCAGGGCCGUGUCGGGGGAGGGACGAGUGGAGCAGAGCCGCGCUGCGGGCAGAGCGCUGCGGUGAGGACAGGAGGCGACGGGAUGUUCAGCUGGAUGGGGAAGCAGGGCGGCGGGCGGGAGCGAGGAAUCGGCGGCAGCGACAUUGUGCAAACGGUGACCGGAGGGUUGCGGGACCUCUACCUCCGCAAGCUGCUGCCACUGGAAGAGCACUACCGCUUCCACGAGUUUCACUCGCCGGCUUUGGAGGAUGCUGACUUCGACAACAAGCCCAUGGUGCUGCUGGUGGGGCAGUACAGCACAGGCAAGACCACUUUCAUCCGAUACCUGCUGGAACAAGACUUCCCAGGCAUGCGGAUUGGUCCAGAACCCACCACAGAUUCCUUUAUUGCUGUGAUGUAUGGAGAAUCAGAAGGAAGUGUUCCAGGAAAUGCCCUGGUUGUUGAUCCUAAGAAGCCAUUUCGUAAGCUCAGCCGGUUUGGAAAUGCUUUCCUAAACAGGUUCCUCUGUUCUCAGUUGCCUAACCAGGUGUUGAAGAGUAUCAGCAUCAUUGACAGCCCAGGCAUCCUCUCAGGAGAGAAACAGCGCAUAAGCAGGGGCUAUGACUUCUGCCAAGUCCUCCAGUGGUUUGCUGAGAGGGUCGACCGCAUCAUCCUCCUUUUUGAUGCCCAUAAGCUGGAUAUAUCUGAUGAGUUUUCAGAGGCUAUAAAGGCAUUCCGGGGCCAGGAUGACAAGAUAAGGGUUGUGCUUAAUAAGGCCGACCAGGUGGACACACAGCAGCUGAUGAGGGUCUACGGUGCACUCAUGUGGUCCCUGGGAAAGGUGAUCAACACUCCAGAGGUGCUGCGGGUCUACAUUGGCUCCUUCUGGGCACAGCCUCUCCGAAACACAGAGAAUCGCAGGCUCUUUGAAGCAGAGGCACAGGAUCUUUUCCAGGAUAUCCAGAGUCUCCCUCAGAAGGCUGCUGUGAGAAAGCUCAACGAUCUCAUUAAGAGAGCAAGACUCGCAAAGGUACAUGCUUAUAUCAUCAGCUAUCUGAAAAAAGAAAUGCCCUCUAUGUUUGGAAAAGAGAACAAGAAGAAGGAGCUGAUCAGCAGGUUACCUGAGAUCUAUAGCCAGCUGCAAAGAGAAUAUCAUAUCUCAGCAGGGGACUUCCCUGAAGUCAGGAAAAUGCAGGAGCAGUUGGAGUUGUGUGAUUUCACUAAAUUUCACUCUUUGAAACCAAAGCUAAUUGAAGCUGUGGAUAACAUGCUGGCCAACAAGAUUGCCUCCCUGAUGAGCCUAAUCACCCAGGAAGAGAGCAAUAUGCCCACAGAGAUGGUACAUGGUGGGGCAUUUGAUGGCACGAUGGCAGGACCUUUUGGCCAGGGAUAUGGAGAAGGUGCAAAGGAAGGAGCUGAUGAAGAUGAGUGGGUUGUUGCCAAAGAUAAACCUGCUUAUGAUGAGAUUUUCUAUACUCUAUCACCAAUCAAUGGCAAAAUAUCUGGAAUCAAUGCAAAGAAAGAAAUGGUGACUUCCAAACUGCCCAACAGUGUUUUGGGUAAGAUCUGGAAACUUGCAGACUGUGAUGGUGAUGGGAUGCUGGAUGAGGAGGAAUUUGCAUUAGCAAAACAUCUUAUCAAGAUUAAACUGGAUGGAUAUGAACUGCCUGGCACGCUACCUCCCCACCUGGUGCCACCAUCUCACAGGAAACCAUUGCAGACAGCAGAGUGAAAAAUACAAGGGAAGGAUGAGGCUUUUGGAUAUAUUUCAACAAAUGUUUUGAAGCUACCAACAUUUUAAAUUAGGCUGAUAUUUAAACCCUCACAACAUUUCACACACGCUAUUGAAAUCAGAAGUGUAGUAGUCCCUGCUGACCAUCACUGAAAAAUGCUUAUCCACAAGUGCCUUGUAUAAAUCUAUGAUAAUGUGUGAUGGUAAGGUGAUGUUGCUUCUAUAUCUUGUUGCCUCUACAACCAUAGAGCGGUGAAAAAAAUCCUAUUUAUUGAAUAGCUGACCAUCACCAAAUGUAACCACUUAAGCAACCACAAGCUUCCCCAAACUGUUUAUUUUAGUUAGUGCAGGGAAGCUCUAAAUGUUUCAUUCACCUGCCCGUGCAAGGAACAUUUUCUAUGCUAAAAGCAUUCUUCAGAUGUUAAGCAUCUCUACAUUUGAGAAAGGCAGACAUGAAAAGAAAUUUUUGUUUUCAUUAUUCCUUAUUUGGAUUGGGAGUACAGAAAAAGAGGAGUUGUGGCAGGAGUCUUUUAAGAAGUGCUCAGAAUAUGACUAGACUUGUUUAUGAGCAGACUGGUUUUAAAACUUCAGUACUUAGAGCUAUAAAGUACAAAAUAUAUUUCAAUCUGUCAUCACUGUGUCUUAUCUAAAUAUCUGCUUCUUCAGAUAUGUACAGCACUAUAUAGUCAGUAUUAUUGUUGAAAGAACAGAAUCUAUUUUCUUCUUUGGCUUCAGAGUUUCUUUUGAGGUUUCAGUUUAUCUGUACUGCAGGCAAAUUCCUGAAUAUUUCAAAGUGAGAGCAGAAUGCUUUCAUAAGUUUAAAACAAAACCAUAAACUGGUUUUCAAUGAAAUAAAGCCUUAGAUUCUGUUUAGAAAGAAAAGCUGUGUUGUUCAAAGUCAGCAUCUUCAAAGUACCUUGAAUUGUAUCAAAAGAUUUUUGUGGGUAUUUAAUUCCUAUUUACAGGUAUUUAUACAGGUAUCUGUAUAUAUUAUUUUAUAUACUUUUUUUAUUUCUUAGGGAAGUUUUUGUCUUUAUCUUUUGCCAACAUAUAGCUGUCAGCAACCAAAGAGAGAUUGGAUUGAUAUGGUGGCAGAUUUGAGAGAUGGAGACACUUAAAUGGAUCUUUACAUCAAUUGAAAUAAAGUUGUAGACUGGCCUCUCCAAAUAUUAUUCUUUUGUUGGAAACAAUCCACAGAAGGAAUAGAUGCUUAGUAAACAUUCAUUUUUCUAAACACAAUUAAAAUGUUGAACUGAUUUUUAUCAGUACCUUAAAAGAAGUUAAAUUUUGGCCCUGUGAACUUUAGUCUUUUGGGGAGGGCCAGUUCUUUUUUGGAGUCACACUUUGCAGUCAGGCUGGGUCUAUCAAUGGGAGAAAGAACUGACUUGUACUCCACCAUCUGUAGUAUGAAAUGCCCUGCAUAUCAAAGGUACUGUAACUUCAAGCAUUUUUAAUUUGAGUCUCAGUAAGGGGCAGCAAUAGUGCCUUCUGAGAUUGAACAAGCCAAAAAGUGUUUCAGUGUCCUUGCAGCAGUACUGGGGAGGAAAAUACUUUGAGUGUUGUGUCCAGGCUUGUAUCAAAGAUAUCCUGGCACAGCUGACCAUUCUUGGAGACUUGUUCUCUUUCAUUUGUCUUAGUUUUGUUCUCAUAUCAUUGAAGUACACCAUCUUUAUUUCUGUUAGACCUAUGUCAGAAGCCAAAGUAGCCUUUGUGCAUCCCUGGUUUCUUCCAUAGAGCUCUGAAACUUUACUGCGAACCUCCUUUAUUUCUGCAGAAUAACCCAUUUUCUAUGUAAUUUAUUUUUGAUUGAACAAAAGGUAUCAUAUAGACAUGGCAAGGGUGUUUAAAGUCAGGCUGCACUAGUACUAAUGAUUUGUGCAAUAAUGACCCUCCAGAUCAGCAUUGCAAGGGCAGUUACAAGAGAAAGAAAGAAAGGUUGCAUGUUGUGACUACUGUAGAGUGUGAAAAACUGAAGAGAUCUGGACAAUUGCUGAUUUUUCAACUCUGUCUCACCUUGUUCUUCUGCUGUACAGGAUUCCAGGGUAGACCUGUGUUUGAAUUCCUACCACCUGUAGCUUCUAAGAGUGAUACAGCAAAUGCAUUGGAGCCUUGUGAUCCCAUGCCAGUAGGAAUAUCCUCCUGCAGUGAAGGGAGAGAAUAGUUUCUCAGUGAUUUAUUUAUUUUUUUUUCUAGUUUUUUUGGUAGUAAAAUGGAGAAUACUGCAUUUUCUUCAGACUCCGCGAGAAUGUGCUAAUUUGGAUUAGAGGAGACAAAUUCAAAUGUGUCAUUUUGAUGAGUUAAAAUACUUUGCUUAGAUACAGUUGUAAUGGUUUGCUCUUUUCCUGAAAGAUUUGAAGGGGAAGGGGAAUGCAUGAAGCAUAUAUAGUGGAAGGGGUGGAUUUGCUCUGUUGACCUGAAGGAGUAGAUGUAUGCCCAUAAAUAUAUAUGCAGAUCUGUGGUGCCGUGUGCUGGCAUCUUAACAGAGGUCAUACUUAGUUGAUAGAAAUUCAAGUUCAUUUCACUUGGACUUUAAACUGCAAUUUCUUGCACAGCUAAACCAAUUUAGUAAGGUGUUGUUGCUGAGGAGACAUAAUCUGAAUAGUGCUCUGCUGAGUUAGUGAGCCAGUGUGCGGAGUAUGAGAAGGAGGGAAGGGAGCAGGAUUACCUUCUCCUGAAAUUGUGCUCUAGGUAGUUAUUGGGAGCAUCAAUAUUAGAUCACUUUUAUUUCUUGGUUGAUGUUGUUAUUAAUCUCUGCUCAAGAAAGAACAAAGUCCUGGACUUGUGGGUCAUUUUAUACUUAGGAUUUUGAUUACAUUUUUUGUGAAAUCAUUCAAAACUGCCAAGAAUUCAUCCUGUGAAAUCAUUGUUUUUGGUGUAGCCUGCUUCUAUAAGCCGAAGUAGAGACUGCUGCUUUUAGAUCUUCUCCAUCUGUUCUGCUACAGUUGUAAUUCCCGACUGUAAUUCUGUUCCUGCAGAAAUCAGUUAAGUAUUGGGUGUAGAUUGGAAGAAAAAAUGUGAGAUAACUGUUCAAAACUACACUACAGGACAGCAAAAGCUUUUUAAAACAGUGAAAGGUUGAAAAUGAUGAGUUUGCAAAGAUCUUUAGAUCGGGAUGAGGUCCCAACUGUUAGUUAGGAGUGAUGAAGAACCUGGUAUAAAAGCAACAGUAUCUGGUCCCUGACUCGAAACAUCAUGUAUUUACAGUACUUGAAAUGUACCCUCUUUCUUCUCACUUCCUUCCAUUCACAACAUGCACUUGGUUUGAUGGCUCUUUGUAUUGUUGGAAUUCAAGCAAAGAAUUUGAAGUAUAUUAGGUAUGUAUAACUUAUGGAGAACAUGAACAUGAAUUUUUUCUACUUCACAUUGCUUACCUUUUCUAAUACAUUUGUUAAAUACCCUUCAAAGGCACUUGUUUAUUUUUGAGGGAGCUUGAUCUGUGCAGAGUGUUUCACUUUGUCCAGUUAGGCAAACAAAGUUCAUUGUUAUUGCACUUUUAUUAUAUAAUAAAUUCCUUGCAGAUAUUGUAAUAUAUUUUAAUAUGCUUUGUAAUCAUUUUUAGGAAGUGAUGAUAAAGAAUGCUGAUUUAAUAAACUAAUAUUGAACUACCUGA